Molecule: messenger RNA, 356 nt
Organism: Staurois parvus
Lineage: Eukaryota; Metazoa; Chordata; Amphibia; Anura; Ranidae
Source: the annotation of a GenBank genome assembly
CAUUUGGGGGAUAUCUGUACCGUCCUGACAUUUGGGGGAUUUCUGUACUGUUCUGACAUUUGGGGGGAUAUCUGUACUGUCCUGACAUUUGGGGGAUAUCUGUACCGUCCUGACAUUUGGGGGAUAUCUGUACUGUCCCUGACAUUUGGGGGAUAUCUGUACUGUCCUGACAUUUGGGGGAUUCUGUACUGUUCUGACAUUUGGGGGGAUAUCUGUACUGUCCUGACAUUUGGGGGAUAUCUGUACUGUCCUGACAUUUGGGGGAUAUCUGUACUGUUCUGACAUUUGGGGGAUAUCUGUACCGUCCUGACAUUUGGGGGAUAUCUGUACUGUCCUGACAUUUGGGGGAUAUCUGU